AUAUAUAUAUAUAUAUAGUCGAUCCAAUACAAAAGUUAUGAUACAUCAAGAUCUACUCCAACACAUAGUACAGUUAUCAUUGAAUAUAAUCCCAGUAGAUAGUUCCAAGGUCUGAGAUUUUAGUUUGGCAAAAGUCCAAGUACACACAUUUUUUCCUAAGGUUGAGUAAAGAUGAACUCUAGUUUAGAAACCGACUUACAAGAAAAACCUAGUCCUAGGCAUACUUGUCAUAGAGUCGUUAACUUAUACGUAUCAACUAGCAAAUAAAUAAUAUCCCAAUGUACUAAUGGAACUCCUAAGGAUGUGAUCUUGGAUGAUCUUGCUCUAUUUGUGUUUGAACCUGGUUACUUUUGUUUCAAAUAAUGAAAUAUAAUCUGUGGAAUAUCUCAUGCUAAAAUAUAAAAAUGUAAUAGCUUGACAUUAUUAUCCAUUAUAAUUGCUCUCAGAAAAUCCAACGGAUAUAUAAGGUCCAAAAUGAUCCAAAGUCCGAACUAAGACGGUCAAAUAGAGCAUAUUGUGAUUUGUGACCCGAAAGCGGAAGCCAUAGGGACGUAUUUGCAUGGACCAGGAAGGACCGCGCCAAGGAAACCAUGCAAGGGCAAGUGUACGUUAGGACAUACGUGUCACGCUAGAAGCCAGGCAUGGCACUUGCAGCAGAUUUCAUUUGAUUUUAUUUUUUCUAAAUAGUAUAAAAUAAAUUGUUUGUAUAUAUAUAUUAAAGAUGUGAAAUAGAAGGCAAUGCAUACACGGCACGAGUCUACUUAAUGAGCCACCGUUUGGAUGGCAUUUAAAGAACAGCAGUUGCGAGGGUUAAAAUGGCGGAAAGGUUAAUGAUCUUUGAAUUCGAAUAAGUUAAAUCUUGAGGGUUAAAAUGAAAAUAUUUCCUAUUUAAAUAAUGAGAACAGGAGACGAAAAUUGUAUAUGAAAUGGGAUUAAAUUAAAAGCCCUUUUCCUUCUUCUCGAACUACCUAAGAUUAUACACGACCGUCCCUGUGCUUAAUCUUAUAUAUCGCGAUCCAUUUCGUCCUUCGCUUUCGCUGCUUCUGUUGAUAUUCAUAUUAUUUCAACUUCGACAUUGAAAGGAGAGCUGUUGAAGGUGGAUCGACGGCAUGGAAAGAGGCCUCUUCCUCCCGAUGACCAGCCAGAGGAGGAAGAGGCGAAGGCGGAGGAGGAAGGAGGGAGCGAGCGGCGCGUCGCCUUCUCGUCGGCGCGCGCCGAGGAGGACGCCUUCGCCAUGGUCUCGGCCCUCUCACGCGUGAUCAGCUCCGACGCCGGCGAGGAAGGAGGCGAACCGUCGGCGGCGGGCGGGUCGGCGCCGCGGGUGGCGGAGAGUUCCUCCUCUGCGGUGGAAGCUGGGCCCCACCCAGCCCCAGAAGAAGAUCAAGGGAGCCGGAGGCGACACUACAGGGGUGUGCGGCAGCGGCCGUGGGGAAAGUGGGCAGCGGAGAUACGCGAUCCGAAGAAGGCGGCGCGGGUGUGGCUCGGCACCUUCGACACUGCCGAGGACGCCGCCGUCGCCUACGACGAGGCCGCGCUGCGCUUCAAGGGCACCAAAGCCAAGCUCAACUUCCCCGAGCGCGUCCAGGGCCGCAUCUCCCACCUCCUCGCCGCCCAGCGCCCUCCUCCGGCGCCACCUUCAAUCCCUCCUCCUCCUCCGCCGGUCUCCUACCCGGACCUGCUGCAGUACGCCCAGCUGCUGCAGAGCAGCACAGAGGAAGAGCAAGCGGCGGCUGCCGCGGCUGCUGCGGCGGGGCUAACGUACGCCGUCGGCAGCUCGUUCUCCUCGAGCGGGCCUUCGUUUGAGCCUUACAUGCAAGAGCAGUUCUUGGGCUUCUCCUCUCAGCCUCAUUCUCAAUUCAUCAGUUUUUACUCAUCGCCAUCACCAUCAACUUCAUCUUCCACCUCCUCCUCCUCCUCCUCUUCUUCUCAGUAUAGUAGUUACAGGAGUUCUUUCUCUUCUUCGUCCACCUCCUCCUCUUCCUCUUCUUCUCAGUAUAGUAGUUACAGGAGUUCUUUCUCUUCCUCCUCCUCCUCCUCCUCCUCUUCCAGUACGAGUUCAUGGGCACAUGGCGAGCCAAAGGACAAAGAUAGCAGCAGACAGAGUCGAUGAAUAAUUCUGACAAGUGAUCGAUCGAAGCUACGAUUUAAUUGAGUUGCGUUAAUGUGUUUAUUUUAUUGGUUCAGUGAAUUGUGCUAGUUUGUUUGAUGAAUUCGCAAGUACAGAUGAGAUAAUAAAUUUUGUGAUCGAUAGAAUGCUGCUAGUUUUUUUUUCCCUUCUUCCAUUGUUAUUUGCUUACAUGUGAUAUCUGAGUAAUAAACUUUUGUUGUAGAAA
Messenger RNA from Zingiber officinale, 2333 nucleotides. RefSeq names its product ethylene-responsive transcription factor ERF113-like. Lineage: Eukaryota; Viridiplantae; Streptophyta; Magnoliopsida; Zingiberales; Zingiberaceae. The record is from RefSeq and is a predicted model, not a curated record. Gene Ontology annotation, molecular function: DNA-binding transcription factor activity; DNA binding. The transcript is spliced from 2 exons. The coding region runs from base 1235 to 2110 and encodes 291 amino acids. Gene Ontology annotation, biological process: regulation of DNA-templated transcription.